AACAACAACAUCAGGACGUUUCCCAAGUACCUCCUGGACGCCCCGACCACCCCGCUCACGCUCUCUCUACAAAACAACCUCGCCACGGAGAUCUCCGCCUCGGCCAUCCUCAACCUGCCUAACUACAGCACACUCUACAUCGACACCAUCACCGUCUGGGCAGCGGACGCGCAGGAGGCAGAGGCACUCCGGGCAAAAUCCUGGUUUGGCACCGACCUCGACGGCCUCAUCCAGAUCAGUCCCCAGGAGGGCUGCCCUUCGCACUUCCACGACGUGCUCGGCGUUUGCGUGUUCGUGGAGCCCUUCUUCAGCGGCGACUGGGGGACCAUGAGCUACUUCUGCCGCGAGAUGGGAGCCGAGAUGCUCAAGGUCGCCGAUGCCAACUUCUUCCAGCAACUGCUUCAUAUUCUUCGCACUGAAGGCCUUGACCACCACGACUACUGGCUCGGCGGAAGUGACGCGGCAGAGGAGGGCAGCUGGAAAUGGGCAGACGGGACGGCCAUCGAGCGAGGAAGCCCCUUCUGGGCGACGCAGCUUCAGAAUCCCGAAUCUUACCAAAUUGAACCCCUUGGAGGAACAAUCGAAAAUUGCCUCUACCUUGACAAAUCCCGUUUUCUUUACUUCGAUGAUGGCGAAUGUACUGAAGCAAAAAAUGUGAUUUGUGAGCACCAGGUACCAUGGCAACGCGACGAAAUAUUUAAUCUAAGAUUUGUCCAAUUUAUGGAAGGGGGAAACUUCACAGGGAUGAAAGUUGACUUCAGAAUAUGA
Molecule: messenger RNA, 768 nt
Organism: Penaeus monodon (black tiger shrimp)
Lineage: Eukaryota; Metazoa; Arthropoda; Malacostraca; Decapoda; Penaeidae
Cellular component (GO): extracellular matrix
Molecular function (GO): protein binding
Source: RefSeq, a predicted model, not a curated record